Messenger RNA from Pimephales promelas (fathead minnow), 3333 nucleotides. Its product is annotated as synaptotagmin-like protein 2. The record is from RefSeq and is a predicted model, not a curated record. Lineage: Eukaryota; Metazoa; Chordata; Actinopteri; Cypriniformes; Leuciscidae. Gene Ontology annotation, cellular component: exocytic vesicle; plasma membrane. Gene Ontology annotation, biological process: exocytosis; intracellular protein transport. Gene Ontology annotation, molecular function: neurexin family protein binding; small GTPase binding.
UGAAUGUGAAUAACUGUGACAAAAGUGCAGUCUCUUCCUCGAGCACACGGAAGCUGUUUGUGUGUAAGGCAGGAACGAUUUCAUACGGAUUGAAAGUGUUGACAGAUUUCUUAUUUGAGGAAAACGUAGUGGUUUGCUGCUAGCUUACCUUGGAGGAAAGUGCUCGGCAGUUUGUUUUUAUUGAACAGGAUGAAACAAUCAAAAAGUGCAUCGGAAUUGAUUGACUUGAGCUUUCUGUCUGCUGAGGAAGAGGCAGCCAUCCGACAAGUGCUUCUGAGAGAUGAAGAUUUAAAGCGACUGGACAGUGGACGAGUCAGGAAACUGAGGCAGUCAGUUCCUGACCUUCAAAAGCUGAAGACACUAACAGGUGAGUGGUUUGAAGAUCUCAGAGUCAAGCGAUACGGGCUACAGACGGAUGUCACCGCAGUGGUACGGACCUCCAUGAGAUGGAAGAAAACAGCAGCCCAUAAAACCAACCCUUUCCUGAAUGACAUAGUAGACGAGAACAAAGAGCAUGAAAAGGAGGAGCACAGCACACCUACCAAUCCAUUUGCUGACCCUAGAUUAAUUCAUCCGGCCCUCAGUAAAGAGACUCAUCAUCAACAUACUGAUGAUGACUUUACGGAUGAUGAGGCUUCAUCCACUCCAAGAGUGUCCGAUAGAAAAAUAAAACUUCAAGCAGAAAUUGAUGGCAAUCAUGUCCUCAAUGGCAAUGACCCAAAACACAAUUCAAAAGAAGCACAACCCAAACAGCUCUCUGAUGACCAAAUAACAACCAUUUUCCCCUUCUCAAAAGCAGUUCAAGACACUAAACCCGAAAGAGGCCCUGCAAAACAUGAAACAAAUCGAGAGCCAAGGCGAAAAGUUUCACUCCCUCCAGCGCUACAGAAAGAUCAAUCGUUUGAGGAGAACUGGGUGAAGAUUUCCCUCGAACCGAACGCAGUGAAGCCUGUGCAUGAUGAAAGCAAUAAUGUUGAACCUGAACUAAAAGAGGUAAAAUCACAUGUUGAAAACACAGAGACCCAAGAGAAGCAGAACACAUCAAGUCCGUCUUUAAAUUUCAUGGAUCAGACAUCAUUUCAAAUUGAAUCUCUCGACUCAGACUUUAACCAAGAUGUAUUCUUAGAAAGAUGUUCAUCGAUCAAGUUUCAGAAUCAACCACAGACUUCCAUAGUUUUCACAAGUGAUGGACCAGAAUUUACUAGACACUCAGAUCAUGAAGGUUCAAAGAAGUCUUCUAAUGCUUUCCAAGAUAACAAAGGCAGAGAUCAGCAGUGUUCAGCUGAAUUUAUAGUUAGAGAGUCUGAAACGGAUAAACGGAGUCCCUCAGACUCGACUAAUGCGCAUGAUAAGAGAAGGAUGGUCUCUGGUGAUUUUCCUAAUGAUGAAGCAAGUUCAGACAGGAAGGGAGGUGGAGGAAAAAACGUAAGCACUGGUUUACAUGCCGAGACAGAUGCGAAUCAAAUAGUUGAGGAACAAAUCAAUAAGCAUUCCUCUGCUGAAGAAGCAUUCCAAAGUCAGUCAUUAAAAUGGGAAAUUGAAAUGAGUUCUCAUGAAUUUCCUUCUAACACUCUGCAGGGAAAAGAUGCUUCCACUGAUUCUGGCGAUGACGUCCCAGUCGAGAUCGGAAAGGAUAAAACGUCUAAUAAAAAGGAGCCGUUGUUGCAGAAUAAAACAGCUGAUGUUAGUGUGAAUACGAUAGGAAGUGUCAGUGACAAAACUGUGCAAAGACUUCUUGAUGCCCUUGAAGGUAAAGAAAAAACAAAGUUGGCAAAAGAUCAGAACUUACCAAAAGACACCCACACAAGAAAAUUAAGCCAAGAGCAUCUUUCCGUGAUGGAUGAUGGGAAAUUAGUGCACAUUAAAGAUGCUGGAUUGCAUGUUGACUCUGAACAUAUCGCCAAAUCAUCCAUUGAACCAAUUCAACCAGCUAAAUCUACAAGUGAAGAUGAUGCUGGACUGGGUCAAGGUUCUUCAGAAUUGAAAGAUGACGAGGACAGUCAAAGGGCAAGACUGCCUGUCCUGCAGAAGAUCACUGCACAGGAGCCAAAGCAGGAGAUUAGAGAUGGUACAGUUCCCACAAUAGUCAUUAUACCAUCUAAAUCUCCAGAUCCAACAGAGUUGAAAGGAAGUAAACAUGGGGUGUCCAUUAUAGAAGCUUUACUUGAGGCAUCCACAUGUAAAACGCCUUCCUACACUGCAGAUGCUUGGAAGGAUGAAGGAGUCGAUUCAGAUGACGAUGAUGAUGAUACUUCACUUUCCAGCUAUGGGUCUGAUCUCUCCGGCAGAAAAGGCUAUUCAGCUAGCGCAUUGUCUCUUACUGAUCGCACCAAUAGUUUGCUGAGCGUGUACAGCGACGCAGGGGAUUUUGGGAAUGUUGAGGUGCAGGGCUCUGUGGAGUUUGCAGUGAUGUACAGCCCUGUUGGAGAGCUAAUCAUUAUGAUUGAACAGUGUCAGGAUCUGGCUAUUGCUAAUCCUCGUAAACACCGCACAGACCCUUAUGUGAAGACUUACCUCUAUCCAGAUAAGUCUCGCCGCAGCAAAAGGAAAACUUCUAUUAAGAAACGGACCGUGAAUCCAGUUUUUGUGGAAUCUCUGAGAUACAAAGUGAGGCGCGAAGAGCUUCCGGAAAAGACUCUGAAUCUGUCCGUGUGGCACAAUGACUCCAGGGGCCGAAAUGUGUUCCUGGGGCAGGUUGAGAUUAGUCUUAAGACCUGGGACUGGGGACAUGAAGCCCUCACCUGGUACAACCUACAGUCAACGACUGCAGAGAAUCAAGAAUCGCAAGAGUCUAAUGGAUUUUUGUCAGUUUCACUAAAAUAUGUUCCUCAGGAGUCCACAGGUGGGUCGAAGAACAGCACUGGGGAGAUUCAUGUCUGGCUGCGGGAGGCAACAGAAUUACGUGGCCUUAAGCCUCAGGGAGUGGAUUCUUUUGUUAAGUGCUACAUUUUACCGGACACCAGAAAGAAAAGCCGCCAGAAGACCCGUGUUGUGAAAAAGAGCCAGAACCCUGUGUAUAACCAUGCCAUGGUGUAUGAUGGGUUCAAAGCUGGGGAAGUCAGUGAGGCCUGCUGCGAAUUGACCGUUUGGGAUCACAACAAACUCUCUAAUCAGUUUCUCGGAGGUCUGCGCCUCAGUCUUGGAACAGGGAAGAGCUAUGGAAAGAAAGUUGAUUGGAUGGAUUCACUGAAUGAAGAAGUUCAAAUAUGGAAAAGAAUGUUGGCCAAUCCAAACUGCUGGGUUGAGGGAGAGCUUCCCCUGAGGUCCUCCAUGACCCCGAGGAAAUGAACCUUCUGAUCUUGAAUGUUUAGUUGUGAGAGAAAAACAAUUCUU